Molecule: messenger RNA, 2902 nt
Organism: Prunus persica (peach)
Lineage: Eukaryota; Viridiplantae; Streptophyta; Magnoliopsida; Rosales; Rosaceae
Product: BAG-associated GRAM protein 1
Exons: 15
Coding region: 203-1777 (524 amino acids)
Source: RefSeq, a predicted model, not a curated record
ACAGAGAACGCCCAACGGUCCAACUUUGACUCUCUCGCUCUAGAAAAAUUCUCUCUGGAAUGCUGGUCAUCUACAAAUUCAACUCCUCGCGCAUGGGUUUCCCAAACCCUGAAAACCCUAAACACCUGUUACUUGAAACCCUUGGAAGACCGUUUAAUUUCUGAUUCAAUUGCACUCGGAUUUCCAAAGCCCCAACGCCAUCAUGGAAACGGUGUCGUUGGAUUUCCUGGUCCCGUCCUUAUGGGAGAUCGAGGUCGCAGUGGCUGCCUCCGUCUUCGUGAUCUUCGCUUACUGGUUCUUCACGUACAGGGGCGGCGGAGGUGGAUAUGCUGAUCGCCCAGUUGUGGACAAUUCUGGUGCUUUCGGAGAUGCCAUUGAUGACAAAGACAAGAUCCAGUUGAAAGGAGAUCUUCAAAACAGUUCUGCAUAUUUAAUCAAGCUGGAACUGUUGGCUGCUAAGAAUCUCAUUGGUGCAAACUUAAAUGGCACGUCGGAUCCCUAUGCUAUGAUCACUUGUGGAACAGAAAAGCGAUUCAGUUCAAUGGUCCCUGGUUCGAGAAAUCCUAUGUGGGGAGAGGAGUUUAAUUUUUCUGUUGAUGAGCUUCCUGUCAAGAUUAAUGUGACAAUAUAUGACUGGGAUAUAAUAUGGAAAAGCACUGUUCUUGGUUCAGUGACUGUUCCAGUUGAAAGUGAGGGUCAAACAGGUGCAGUAUGGUAUACAUUGGAUAGCUCAUCGGGGCAGGUGUGUCUCCACAUAAAAACAAUAAAACUGCCUGUGAAUUCUUCAAGUGGUAGGGCUAUGAAUGGCUAUGCUGGAGCUAAUCCUCGAAGAAGGGUACCUUCAGAUAAACAAGGGCCUACAGUGGUUCAUCAAAAGCCAGGCCCUCUCCAAACUAUAUUUAAUCUACUUCCAGAUGAGGUUGUGGAACAUAGUUAUUCAUGUGCACUUGAGAGGUCAUUCUUGUAUCAUGGCCGUAUGUAUGUCUCUGCAUGGCACAUUUGCUUCCACUCUAAUGUGUUUUCUAAGCAAAUGAAGGUCAUCAUACCAUUUGGUGAUAUUGAUGAGAUUCGGAGGAGUCAGCAUGCAUUCAUUAAUCCUGCUAUAACAAUUAUACUUCGCAUGGGUGCUGGUGGGCAUGGUGUGCCUCCUUUGGGGAGUCCUGACGGUAGAGUGAGAUAUAAAUUUGCAUCAUUUUGGAACAGGAAUCAUGCAUUUAGAGGUCUCCAUCGCACAGAAAAGAAUUACCAUGCAAUGUUAGAAGCUGAGAAGAAGGAAAAGGCAGCGUCAGCACUGCGUGCACAUAGCAGUUCUGUAAAAGGAAGUCAGGCUAAGAUUCCUGAAGAUAUCAUCCCCAAAACUGGAAAGCUUCCAGCUUUUAUCAAGGAAGAAGUGAUAACUAGUAUAUAUAAUGAUGUUUUCCCAUGCACAGCUGAGAAGUUCUUCAAUUUGUUGUUGAGUGAUGGUUCAAAUUAUUUACAUGAGUAUCGUUCAGCACGAAAAGACACUAAUCUUGUUAUUGGACAGUGGCAUCCCGCAGAUGAAUAUGAUGGUCAACUCAGAGAAAUAACAUUCAGGUGCAUUUGUAACAGUCCCAUGUGCCCCCCAGAUACAGCCAUGACAGAAUGGCAGCAUGCUGUUUUAUCACCAGACAAGAAAACACUGGUGUUUGAGACAGUGCAGCAGGCUCAUGAUGUUCCAUUCGGGUCUUACUUCGAGGUAUGCAAUACAUUGAUGAUGCUUUUUUGCUUUUCAGAUGUAAUAUCUUCUGGAUCCUGAUUUGAGAUUGGUAUGUGUUAGAAUUCGUGAUAUGAUUUUAUCCUUCUUAUUUGACAAAAUAACGAUGUCUUCAGUUUAUUGUUAAACCAAGGAAGAAAAACCUAAUGAGUUACAUUACUAGCACUUGGGAAGUUUUGGUACAGAUGAUAAUUUUGUGGACUUCCAUCAGUUUGUUUAUUUUCUGUCCAUGUUCCUUAGUUAAGGUGCUCAACCUAUAUUCUAGAAACCUGCACUUCUUUUUUUUUUUAAGAAGAAAGGAAAUUAUAUUGCAGAGAACAAUAAAAACAAGAGUGGUCAAGGAGACCACUACAAACAGCACAGAAAAAGAAGAAACAACAUAGAGAGCAAAACAAUCCCCAAGGCACCAACACAGUAAGCCUGAAAGGACAGACUUAGCCUGGAAAGCAAAAGAAGGGCAGCUUUCCAAUCAAGUCAAAUAAACCUAAAAGAAAGAUCUCUAAAUUCUGACGAAGUCGAAGCCCAAAGUGAAGACCAUACUCUGACUUUCUCCCAUAACUCCUCACCUUCACGACGAGCAUGGUUAUCAAAAUUAGAUCUAUUACUUUCCAACCAAACCACCCAUAAGACAGCCAAAACAGAGCAGCCCCAAAGCACCUUAGCUUUCUGUCCUUUCCCUGUCCUUUUCCUGGAAGUUUAUCUCUCCGAUAAAAAGGUGAGCAGUCUUUGGAUAGCACCCAGCUGAUAUCAAACUCCCUAAACAAACACAACCACAGAUUAAAGGUCACCAGGCAAUGCAGGAAAAGAUGACCAAUCGACUCUGAGCUGCUUUUGCAGAGAGAGCAUCACUGAUGGCAAAGGCAGAGGACAUAGGCCUCCUCUGAAUCAUGUCACAUGUGUUAACCUUCCCAUGGCUCACAAUCCAAGCAAAAACUCACUUUUGGGGGGCUUCUCAAUUAUAUGGAGCAUGUGGAUCCUAAUUAAAUUGUAUUUUGUUUCCUUGUUUCAGUACAAAUUCAGUUCAUUGAAUUGGAAUUAUUUUUUUGACUGUCAGCCAUCUAAAAAUUUACGUUUGGCUAUAAGAAAAUUGGAUGAAAAUCAUGAAAUAAGUAGUCUUAUCAGAUUUCAUCUGAUGCAAUUUCAUGGCAAUUCUUUGUGUCAGCUUAA